AUGAGAGCCCAAAGCAUCAUCAAAAAUGUCCUGAGGGCCGUGGUCACCACCUCCAGUCUGGGUGUUGCCAAGCCGGUCCUCCCUCGCUGGACUGUUGGACAGUCGGUGUCGACUUCCAGCGGUCCCGUUGCAGGACAUGUUGCUACUGGCGUCGAACAGGCAAUCAAGUUUGCCGGUGCUUCUCCUAUCAAUGGCUCCGACUUCGGACAUCAAUGCAUGCAGCCGGCAAACGCUCCCACCAGUCUGGAAGCUGUCAUGAAGCUCGGUAUUCCCGCUUCGGCCGUUGAAGUGACCAAAGCGCUGGGUGACACGGGCUCUCAGAGCGAAGACUGCUUGACCUUGAAUGUGUGGACCAAGCCACAGGCCGGCGACUCAAAAAAGGCUGUGAUGGUCUGGGUUCACGGAGGUGCUUUCACCACAGCGUACAACGGAAAGUUCAUUGCAGACCAGAAUGACGUGGUUGUCGUGUCCAUGAACUACCGCCUCAACCUCUUCGGAUUUCCAGGCAACCCGGUCACCGCCCCGAAUCUUGGAUUCCUCGACAUUCGCCUGGCCAUGGAAUGGGUCCGCGAUAAUGUGGAGAAAUUUGGCGGCGACGUCAACAGAAUCACAAUCUUUGGGCAAUCUGCCGGGGGCUCCUUGGUCGACUACUACUCUUACGCAUACGCGUCCGACCCCAUCGCCAGCGGUUUCAUCCCCAUGAGUGGCACGGCUACUGGAUUCGGUAUCUUCACCAACCAGACUGUGAACGAGAAGUGGUUCAACGUCACGUCAGCGGUCGGCUGCGGUAACAACUUAACCGACCCCAAGGUGGUCUCUGACUGUAUGCUCAGCAAACCCGCCACGGAUCUCCUCACCGGUCUUUCCUCGAAAGAUGCCGGUAUCGCUUCCGCUGGAGGGCUCUCUUUUGCCCCCGUGGUAGACGAUCGUCUUAUUUUUGCCGACUACAGCAUCCGCGACUCGGCCAAGGCAGGGUAUCUCAUCGGCAACACUGAAAACGAGGCUGGGCUCUUCAAGAUCGGAGCCCCAGACCUUAAUGAGACAUACUGGUUUGGUUUUAACCUUAUCGCUUUCAGCUGUCCCGCCGCCAGAAGAGCCGCGCGGGCCGUCUCCGCGGGCCAUCCGACAUGGCGAUACCGUUAUUUCGGCGACUUCCCUAAUCUUGCUCUUACAACGACGCCGCCCAGUGGAGCAUGGCACGCAUCCGAGCUCCCUGUUCUCUUUGACACCGUGCCCCAGGCGGCAAUUAACAGCACAGCGCAGGAGAAUGCGGUGGGCAAGUACAUGCGUGGUGCGUGGGCAGCCUUCGCAAAGGAUCCAGUGUCUGGUCUUCUCAACUACAACUGCCACGGCACGUGGCCCAACUACCAGGCCGACGGUAACACUUUGAAUCGCAUUUCAUUCCAGAACCAGACGGGUGCCGAUCUGGCUCAAGGCGACUCUUACGACGGCUUCUGUGCGCAAGUAGGAAUUCCCGUUGCUUGA
Messenger RNA from Colletotrichum fioriniae, 1485 nucleotides. The record is from RefSeq and is a predicted model, not a curated record. Lineage: Eukaryota; Fungi; Ascomycota; Sordariomycetes; Glomerellales; Glomerellaceae.